AUGAAUAGUAACAGCCAGAUAAGGAGCUCUAGAUUGAUCGAAGCACUGCAUGCAUAUUACUCCAAAUAUUUGGUUGUCACCAUCCGGCCAAUUCGCUACUUGGUGGAACCGUGGCAGCCAUGUUGGCCAUCCGAGGAGCUUUGGAAUUCUUUCAACACAUCCAUCGAUGGGAAGCUUCAACAACUGAAGCCAGCGGCACAUGUCUGCUACGAACCUAACUUCGAUAAGGGCGCCUGUGAUGAUCUACUACGGCUAUCAAGAGAUAGUGGAUGGAGAGCGUCACACCCAGGAGUCUUACAGGAUUGGGUAUGGGAGGCUGGUGAAUCUGCCAACGAGACUUGUCCUAUGGGGUCCUUGCAGACAGCAACUGCCGCCAAAUCUUGUCACCAGGGCCGUAUCCCUCUGUAUUCGGCCACUGUGGAGUCAGCUCAGCAAGUACAGCAGGCAGUUCGGUUUGCAAGGCGGCACAACCUCCGCCUAGUCAUUCGUAAUACUGGGCACGAUCUAGCGGGGAGAUCAAGUGCCCCAGACUCGUUUCAAAUUCACACUCAUCGUUUACAGGAGACUCAAUUCCACACCGACUUGCGGCUUAAUGGGUCAACUGCAUCCCUAGGGCCAGCAGUGACGGUUGGCGCAGGUGUAAUGAUGGGGAAUCUAUACGCUCGAGCUGCCCGCGAGGGAUACAUGGUCCUUGGUGGAGAUUGUCCGACCGUCGGAGUCGCUGGGGGCUUCCUCCAGGGAGGAGGAGUGUCAGAUUUUCUCAGCCUAAAUCAAGGGCUAGGUGUCGACAACGUUCUCGAAUAUGAGAUUGUGACAGCGGAUGGAGAGCUCUUGGUGGCUAAUACUCUCCAAAAUCAAGAGCUUUUCUGGGCGCUCCGAGGCGGUGGGGGUGGUACAUUUGGAGUUGUUACCCGAGCCACUAUGCGUGUCUUUCCGGACGUUCCUGCUGUGAUCUCUGAGGUCCUUCUUCAAGCCCCCCAAACCAACUCAUCAUCAUGGACUGAAGGCCUCUCAGUAAUACUUAAUGCUCUUCAAUCUCUUAACCGUGACGAUGUUGGUGGGCAACUGGUCAUUGCAGUACAGCCUGAGCUUGCAGUUCAGGCAAGUAUAAAGUUUUUUUUCCUGAAUUCAACAGAGACAACCAUAAUCGACGAGCGCAUGAAAUCACUCCUUACCGAUCUCAACCGCAUCGACAUUCAAUACACAUUAUCAUCCAAGGCUUUACCGCACUUUAGCUCCAACUACCGGCAGGUCCCAGAUAUUCACUCUGAUAAUGACUAUGGGGUGAUUGGAUCGACUGUGGCGAUUUCCAAAGAAUUAUUCGAUUCAUCCCAAGGGCCGCAAAAAAUUGCCAGGGCGCUUGCAAACCUACCAAUGUCUCCAGGCGAUCUUCUAUUUACUAGUAAUCUUGGUGGCCGUGUUAUUUCAAAUGGGGAAAUCGCCGAGACAUCAAUGCAUCCUGCGUGGCGUGCCGCAUCACAGCUUCUCAACUACAUACACGCAGUCGGCCCGUCUAUUGAAAGCAGAGUCAAUGCUCUUGAGAGGCUAACUAAUGUUCAGAUGCCCAUGCUUUACGCCAUUGAUCCUAAUUUUAGGCUUUCAUAUCGCAAUGUUGGGGAUCCAAAUGAGAAGGACUUCCAGCAGGUCUACUGGGGGUCAAAUUAUAAACGUCUUUCUCAAAUCAAGAAAAGAUGGGACAGUGAUGGACUCUUCUUCAGCAAACUUGGCGUGGGCAGUGAGCUGUGGGAUUCCGAAGGUAUGUGUCGGAAGAACCAGAGUGUGGUACGUCAGGCAGUGAAUUAUCUUAUGUCUUUUGCAACUUCUAUGGUAGAGGGAUAG
Molecule: messenger RNA, 1839 nt
Organism: Microsporum canis CBS 113480
Lineage: Eukaryota; Fungi; Ascomycota; Eurotiomycetes; Onygenales; Arthrodermataceae
Product: oxidoreductase
Exons: 4
Coding region: 1-1839 (612 amino acids)
Molecular function (GO): oxidoreductase activity; FAD binding
Source: RefSeq, a predicted model, not a curated record